This is a messenger RNA of Insectozyma verbasci, 669 nucleotides long. The record is from the annotation of a GenBank genome assembly. Lineage: Eukaryota; Fungi; Ascomycota; Pichiomycetes; Serinales; Debaryomycetaceae.
AUGAAUGAUGCAAAUAAUAAUAACACAGACUCUCCUUUAAUGUUGGGUGAAAUUAAAACAGGCACUCCUAUUGAUUUAACAAUUGAUCAUUCAUUAAACAAUCAAACUAUUCAAAAUAUAGAUCAAUUGAAUUCACCAAAUUCACCAAAUUCACCAAAUUCACAAUCACAACAAUCAGAAUUACGCGUUAAUAAUGAAAAUAAUGAAAAUAAUCAAAAUCAAGAACAUGAGACUAUAUUAAAUGAUAUAAUGAUGAUGAAUCCUCAACAAGAAAAAUCGAUAAAUAAAGUUGACAAUGAUAUGGAUAUAGAUAAAGAAGAUGAAGAAACAUCAAUACAACAACAUAAUUUAAAUUCAGAUUUAGAUCCAGAUUCAAGUUUGAUUUAUAAUAUUCAAAAUCAGUCAAAUAUGAUUUUACCAGAUUUAUUUAGUUUAUUAUAUGAUAUACAAAAUGGGUUGAAAUCAGCAAAAGAUUUUGAUAAAUAUUUAAGUAGUUCAAGAUUGAAAUUAAGUAAUUCUAAAAAUUAUUUAACUCAAUUAGACUUUAUUAAUAUUAAUAAUAAUUAUAAAGAUUCAUCAUUAAAUAGAAAUGAAAUUUUAAAAACUAACAACGUCAAUAAAAUUCAAUUUUUAAAAAGUUUCAAACAAAAGAUUGAAAGUGAAUUUUAA